Laccaria bicolor S238N-H82 is the source of this 1872-nucleotide messenger RNA. RefSeq lists its product as uncharacterized. Gene Ontology annotation, biological process: protein phosphorylation. Bases 1 to 1872 code for a protein of 623 amino acids. The transcript has 7 exons. Lineage: Eukaryota; Fungi; Basidiomycota; Agaricomycetes; Agaricales; Hydnangiaceae. Gene Ontology annotation, molecular function: protein serine/threonine kinase activity; ATP binding. The record is from RefSeq and is a predicted model, not a curated record.
AUGGCAGAUAUCCUCUUCGGUGAUGAUGCGGAAGAGAAUAUCACUCCGGCUACUAGUUCAACCGAGCAGGGUGGAGACGUUUCGGAAAUCACAUCUGCCAUUCUAGCCCGGGCAAAGGUUCACCAGUCCCAGGCAUCAGGCCCGAGGCUUCACAACACCGUUCGCACUGCAGCAUCAAUAAGCAACCCGUCUACUUCCCGCCCAGAUUAUAAAUUUCAGAAUCUCAACAAGGCCCAGAAGGUGGUGGCUGAGCGAAAAAAGAAGACGGAAGAGGCUAAGCUUACUGAGGUUGGAAUACGACUUGCCGCUACCCUUUGGAUACUCGAUAAUUCGUCAAACUUAAAAAAGGCCAAGACACCCACUCAGGUACUGCGUGUCUUGUGGAACUUGUCAAGAACACUGAUACAAACUCUGUCCCUCCCACAGGUCACUCCCCUCCGUGUCGUUCAAAUCGUAGAUCCAGAUUGCGGAACAGGGUUAGUUCUCGAUCAAAUUUUUGGAGCGGUGAGGGAGAGCUUUCAGAAAUUAAGCCCAGAUGAAGUUCCUCUCAGUUGGUCCAAUGUGACAUGUUACGCCCAUGAAAACCAGACGAAGUAUUCAUCACUGGAGCACAUCGAUCGCACGAAAUCAAUAGCCUUUACUUAUAAGAAUGAAUUUCUCCUAAAGAAGCUAGGGCCUACCCGCCAGCUAGAAGAUCGGUUCAUUGAAAUCCGAUUUAUUUUCACAAAGGGCGAAAGGAAUCAGCGCGCAAACGACAAUGAUGAAUUGGAAUCACACCAACUCCAAUCUAGGCUGUCCCUUGUCUCGAAGAGAAAGCGGCUCGAAUCUUCCAGCGUCUCUACCACGUACAACAGUGCAGCGCUGAGUGGUUUAACCAAAAGUUCAGCAGCUCCCCGAUAUGAAGUACUCAAAAGUGCUUACAGGCCACCAGUGCGGCCAGUGGCCGCAAAGUUUAACUGGUCACGAGACGUUGAGAUGGUAAUUUGCAACUUUACCAGAACGACUGCCCGAUAUAUUCAGGAAGGGCCAGACAGUGGUCAAGUCGUGAUGGAAGCCUCGAGAAAGCGAGAAGUAAUCGAGGUUGCCGAAACGUCUCUAUCUGAGGAAGGUGGGGCUGGGUUCAUCGGAAAUGGCUCAACAAAACGGGGUAUAUAUGCCAGGUUCGAGGGACAGGAGUAUGUUAUAACAGUACCAAUCGACCUUCAGAUGUCCCACUGCGAUGUCCAGGACAUUCUUGAAGCCGAGUUUAAACUUCUGUGUCUUGGUGAUUCCUUCAAAAUUGCGUUCGAUGCUCAUGCAUCGAACAAGGGUGUGGUGACAAUUCCCAAGUUUUAUUUCAAUUUCAAAGGUGCGAUUCUAGGUCAGAUUAUCCCAUCACCAACUUCGAACAGCCGCCCACUUCCCUAUCUCAACUUUUUGGCCACGCCUCUUCUUCCAUGUGGACCCGUUGAUGCACCUGUGAAAAAGUUUACUGGAAAUGGAAGCAUUGGGGAUGCGGAUGACCAUAUCACUCGUGCAAUUCACGCCUUUGCUCACUUUUCCGUUCUAUAUUCUCAGGAAAACCUUCUGUUCUGCGACCUUCAAGGGGCUCUCGAUAUCAAAGGCCACAUGUGCCUCAUCGAUCCCCAAGCUCACACUUCGUCAGCUGCUACUGGUCCGAGGCAUUACUGGGACAGAGGACCGGUUGAGAUCGCAAACUUUCUAAAGCAACAUCAGCCUGCAUGCGGAAACAACUGGAUUUGCAACGCACUAAACCUCGACAACUUAGUUUUUGAGCCCAAUGAUGACAUCGCCCAGUCUGAGUCCCCACCAAAGAAACGGCUGGCUGCUAAACGAGGAAGCCUUUCGUUUAUCACCAACCCUGACACUUAA